AUGCACUUUGUGCGCUCCGCCACACAUGCAGCGCCGCAUGGCUGCGGCUGGUACGAGGCGAUCCCAGAACGUCUUAAAGCUACGAUCGACGACUACUUAAGGGAAGUGACACACCACUACGAAGAGGAGAGUCGAGGGGGCGCUCGCAUGAUGGGCUUGAUUGUCCCACAUGCCGGCAUGAGCUACUCUGGCCGCACCGCCUGCGAGGCCUUCGCGGUUUUCCGUGAGUACCUCUAUGCAAAGGGGUCCAAAGGCAGUAAGGUGGAGCGCAUCUUUAUUCUUGGCCCGUCGCAUACGAAAGGCUUUGAGGGGUGUGAGCUCUCCGCCGCCAGCGCGUACGAGACACCCUUUGGACCGCUGAAGGUGGACACCGCUACCGUGGACCGUGUGAUAACUGCUUUGUGCAAAGCAGGGGUUGGGGCGGCCACGGCGUCUCGCCGCACAGACGAGGCAGAGCAUUCGAUCGAGAUGGAGACACCCUACCUCUCCCACAUCCUUCACUACCCACCAGCGGCGACCGGUACGUCGACUCAGCCAGCAGCGGCGCGCGUCUCUAUCGUCCCUAUCAUCGUCGGCUGGACCAACCGGCAGGACGAAAAGGCCAUUUGCGACGUGUUGAAGCCUUACAUGGACGAUGCUCGUAAUUUUUUCAUCUUCAGCUCUGAUUUCUGCCACUGGGGCGAUCGCUUCUCUUACACGUACCAUUACCAGCGUUCCCAGUACCCAAAUAUCGGUGACUCAAUCAUUGCCAUGGACCACGCUGCCAUGGAGUUGCUGGAGCGGCGCGACUUGGAGGGGUGGUAUGGUUACCUGCGGACAACAAAGAAUACGAUUUGCGGACGUGCGCCGAUCAGUAUUGGAAUGCAGUACUGGAUGGACGAAGCAAGCAAGGUGCAGAUCAAGUUUGUGCACUACUCGCAGUCGAACAAGUGCUUGAGCGUGGAGGACUCAUCCGUGAGCUACGCCGCUGCCAUCAUUCUGGCGUAG
This is a messenger RNA of Leishmania braziliensis MHOM/BR/75/M2904, 987 nucleotides long. RefSeq lists its product as hypothetical. The coding region runs from base 1 to 987 and encodes 328 amino acids. Lineage: Eukaryota; Euglenozoa; Kinetoplastea; Trypanosomatida; Trypanosomatidae. The record is from RefSeq and is a predicted model, not a curated record. The transcript has a single exon.